CUAGGGGGAUAAGACUUCGCCCAAGUCCGGACUGAACUUGGAUCCCGACAGAAAGCUAGAGACACACAGAAGCCUGAGGAUUCUCUUGUGCCUCUGGGAACUGCUUCAAAGAAGCUAGCGUGCUUGGAGAAGACCUUUGAAGUGUGAAAAUUCCAGUAGUUGAAACCAAAAUGUCAUUUAUAGAUCCUUAUCAGCACAUUAUAGUGGAGCACCAGUAUUGCCACAAAUUCACGGUAGUGGUAUUACGUGCCACCAAAGUGACAAAGGGGGCCUUCGGUGACAUGCUUGACACCCCAGAUCCCUACGUGGAACUUUUCAUCUCUACAACCCCUGACAGCAGGAAGAGAACACGGCACUUCAACAAUGAGAUCAACCCUGUGUGGAAUGAGACCUUUGAAUUUAUUUUAGAUCCUAAUCAGGAAAAUAUUUUGGAGAUCACAUUAAUGGAUGCCAAUUACAUCAUGGACGAAACUCUAGGGACAGCAACGUUUCCUCUGUCUUCUAUGAAAGUGGGAGAGAAGAAAGAAGUUCCUUUUAUUUUUAAUGAAGUUACUGAAAUGAUUCUGGAGAUGUCUCUUGAAGUUUGCUCAUGCCCUGACCUACGAUUCAGUAUGGCUCUGUGUGAUCAGGAGAAAACUUUCAGACAACAGAGAAAAGAGAACGUAAGGGAAAACAUGAAGAAACUCUUGGGUCCAAAAAAGAGCGAAGGACUGUGCUCUGCACGUGAUGUGCCGGUUGUGGCCAUUCUGGGUUCUGGUGGGGGAUUCCGGGCCAUGGUGGGAUUCUCUGGUGUGAUGAAGGCAUUGUAUGAAUCAGGAAUUUUGGACUGUGCUACCUAUGUUGCUGGUCUUUCUGGCUCCACAUGGUACAUGUCAACCUUAUAUUCUCACCCUGAUUUUCCUGAGAAAGGCCCAGCAGAGAUUAAUGAGGAGCUAAUGAAGAAUGUUAGCCACAACCCCCUUCUACUUCUCACACCGCAGAAAGUGAAAAGAUAUGUUGAGUCUCUGUGGAAGAAAAAGAGCUCUGGCCAACCUGUCACCUUUACUGAUAUCUUUGGGAUGUUAAUAGGAGAAACGCUAAUUCACAAUAGAAUGAACAUUACCUUGAGUAGCUUGAAGGAAAAAGUCAAUGCUGCGCAGUGCCCUUUACCUCUUUUUACGUGUCUCCAUGUGAAACCUGAUGUCUCCGAGCUGAUGUUUGCAGAUUGGGUUGAAUUUAGUCCCUAUGAGAUUGGUAUGGCUAAAUAUGGUACUUUUAUGGCUCCUGACUUAUUUGGAAGCAAAUUUUACAUGGGAACAGUUGUGAAGAAAUAUGAAGAAAACCCCUUGCAUUUUUUAAUGGGUGUCUGGGGCAGUGCUUUUUCUAUAUUGUUCAACAGAGUUUUGGGAGUUUCUGGCUCACACAAUAAAGGUUCCACAAUGGAGGAAGAACUAGCUUCUGGAAGGGACAGUGAGGAAUCAUUCUUCCCCGAGAACAGUUACAGGCCCUGCUGCUUGCAAAGGUCCCAUCAGUGGCUAAGGUGUGACUGCUGUCUUUGCACAGCCAGACCAGAAAAUAUUACACCAAAGCAUAUUGUGAGUAAUGAUAGCUCUGAUAGUGACGAUGAAUCGCAAGAACCCAAAGGCACUGAAAGUGAAGAUUCUGAAGGGGAAUAUCAAAAUAAUAAUCAAGCAAGUUGGGUACAACGUAUGAUAAUGGCCUUGGUGAGUGAUUCAGCUUUGUUCAAUACACGAGAAGGACGUGCUGGAAAGGUGCACAACUUCAUGUUGGGCUUGAAUCUCAAUACAUGCUACCCACUGUCUCCUCUGAGAGACUUCGUGUACGACGAACUGGAUGCAGCUGUAGCAGAUCCUGAUGAAUUUGAGCAAAUAUAUGAGCCACUGGAUGUCAAAAGUAAAAAGAUUCACGUGGUAGACAGUGGGCUCACAUUUAACCUGCCGUACCCUUUGAUCCUGAGACCUCAGAGAGGGGUUGAUCUCAUCAUCUCCUUUGACUUCUCUGCUAGGCCAAGUGACACCAGCCCUCCAUUCAAGGAACUUCUACUUGCAGAAAAGUGGGCUAAAAUGAACAAGCUUGCGUUUCCAAAGAUUGAUCCUUAUGUGUUUGAUCGGGAAGGAUUGAAAGAGUGCUAUGUCUUUAAACCCAAGAAUCCUGAUGUGGAGAAAGAUUGCCCAACCAUCAUUCACUUUGUUCUGGCCAACAUCAACUUCAGAAAGUACAAGGCUCCAGGUGUUCCAAGAGAAACCGAGGAGGACAAAGAAGUAGCUGACUUUGAUAUUUUUGAUGACCCUGAAUCACCAUUUUCAACCUUCAAUUUUCAAUAUCCAAAUGAUGCAUUCAAAAGGCUCCAUGAUCUAAUGCACUUCAACACCCUGAACAAUAUCGAUGUGAUAAAAGAUGCAAUAGUGCAAAGCAUUGAAUACAGGAGACAGAAUCCAUCUCGUUGCUCUGUUUCUCUCAGCAAUGUGGAGGCAAGAAGAUUUUUCAACAAGGAAUUUCUAAGUAAACCUCCAGCCUAGUCCGGGUACUGGAAAGAGCAGCAGUCUCUGAUCCUGAGGCAAUUUGGAAUUCCACGAUGACUGGAUUUGAAAGCACUAUUCAGAUCGUUGCGCUGUACAUAAGAGACUGGCUAAAACUCAGAGCGGGAGUUGUUAGGUGCAUGAGAAUAAUACUGUUACAAAUUUGUUAGGUGGAUAAAUGAUGUUGAUUAUGUAAAAAUGUAUUUGUUCACAGUCUCUUUCAAUAUGAGAUUCCUGAUGCAAAUGUAAGGAUAUAUACGGUGUUUUUAAACAUUCCUCAUCAAUUUUCCUCAGUGUGCUCUUUUUAAAAAUGUGGUUUUUCUGUCUGAAAUGUUUAAUAGUUCAAUCUCAGUUAGUAGGGCUUCCUAGUUGUGUGUGAAAGUUAUUCACUGACUAGGUUUAUUCAUGAAGUGCAACAACACUAUUUUUUUAUUUAUAUAUCAUGUUUAUGAAAUAAAUAUGUCAAUAUGCAAUUUAGCAUGAUCUAAUUGAGUUUUCUGUUCUUCUUAUUACUGAGAUAUUGUACUGUUGCUGUGAAAGAUUUUCAGAUUCACUGUAUUCAAACCCAAAAAGUGUCAAUUCUAAAUGCAAAUGUGAAGCUUUGAUAUUUAGAUCAUGAUUGUUUUUCUUGGAAAUGAAAGUUUAUGUAAUUUGUUCAGCAGGUGAUAUUUGUUUACUUAGCAAGUAGAAAAAAUAUAUAACCACCUCUGAUGUAGCAUUUUACUUUGAUAUUAUCCUGGGCCAUUCAUUCCUAAGCUAGCACAGUUGACUCAGAGAACAAUUCAGAAAAGGGCAGGGACCGCACCGGACUUAGGGAAGUGACUUCCCUUUUUGCACAUGUGCAGAUUUGUCUUAGAGAUCGGCUGUAUUGUAGACUGCGGCUUCAGUCAGAGUUGAACUGUGGAGGCUCAGAAUUAAUACUGCAAACCUAAGGUCCUCCUUUCUUUCUUAGUUCUCUGCCUUUCUCCUUUCCUUUAAUUAUCUUUUGCGUUGGUGAACUUUCUAGUUGUUGAGACCUAAUACCUGAUACUCACAAUUUAAAGGAGGAGAGCGUUAAUUUGGCUCCCAGGUUUGAGAUUCAGUGCAUGGUGGACUGGCUCCAAGGCAGGGACAUCAUGGCUGACAGGCAUGGUGGAGGAAAGUUGCAGCCAGGAAAUAGGAAAGGGAGGAGCGGGGGAUGAGACCGCACCCACUGGGAUCACACUCCCAGUGACCCACCUUCAACCAGGUCCCACUUCCUGAAAACAUAUUCAGCUAUGAACUCAUAAACCAAUGGGUGUAGGGCUCCCAUGAUCCAGCUUCCAAAAGCUCCAUUUCUGAGCACAUGAGACUUUUGGGGGAAUAUUUUAGACCCAAAGUAUAUAUCUUUCUACAUUCUCUAUUCUUUCUUUUCUCUCGCCUUUCACAUUUCUACUCAUUAGGAAAGACUGAAACAAUGAUAAAGGAGAGAAGCCUUGAAGUUUCAUUCUCAUUGUCUGCUGACAUGAUAAUGCACACAAGUGUCCAUCAAGUGCCCUCUGGCACUUUGCAGGAUCUGAGGGUCCACGGCGGACAGAACUGAUAGAAAUAUCUGCCUGGGGGAACUUACAAGUUAGUGAAAUUGACUUAAGGAUAAACGGGACAAAUGCGUAUCUUAGAGAGUGAUGUGUUAAGAAAAUGAAAGAAGGGAAAAGAGAUGGGAGGAGCUGGAGAUGUGAAAUUUUAAGCGGGGUCCCGGGGAAGUUUGUAAUGUGCAGAUGACGUCCAUUGCAGAAAGGUGUGAGGAGUUGGGGCAGCAAGGCCUGUGGAUGUCCAAGGGAAGAGCAUUCCUGGCACAGGGAAGAGUGCAUGCAAAUUCAUUGACAAAGAGCACAAGGCAUAUUUCAAGGACUGUCAUGCCCAGAGCAGAGGGGAGGUGUAAAAUCUUUUAUUUGUUCCAAAUUUGACAAUACUCUAUAUUCCUGUACCCUUGACUUUGUGACCUUAACACAAUCUAUGGUGCCCCAUGGAAAUGAACUAGAUGAUCAUUCAAAAGAGCAUGGGUUAGAAAGCUGAAACCAUCUCAACCCCUGUUUUCUCUUUGUUCACUUUUAAUUUUGUAACUACAAUAAUGGAAGCUUCUUGUCUAACACAGCUGUGUCAGUUUGUUCAGUUAUGAAGUUCACAGGACCUUUGAUUUUUAUAGGAACACACAUCUUAAUGGCAAAUUAAAUUUGUAUGUUUACAGUUUCUUCUUCUACCCCAGAGAAUGAAUGAUCAGUGAACUAUUAUCUUAGUUUUUCCAAAAAUCAUCCACUUACCGUGCAGUAAUUAUAACUUGGCUCUGUGCCUUCUUCACAGAAACACGACCUUUCCAAUCUGCUUGUUUAGGCCCUGACAGGGCUCUUAAUCUUCUCUGUGGACAACCUGACCGAUGUCAGCUUAUUUAUUUUUGUAAGCUAUAAAAGAAAAAUAAAAAUUUAGUAUGUGUAUAUGCAGUUUUAUUCCUUUUAAAAGAUAAAAUUUUAGAUGUUUUGUAAGUACUGUUUUUCUAAUAGUGAAACCACUCCAUGAAACUUUGGCACCAGUUUUUCCUCUUCUUUUCCUUCCUAAAGAUUUCAGUGUCGACGCCAUUAGGUGAGGUGGAGGCCAGUAGAUGAGGUUGGUGGUGUCAUGGAGCAAUAAUGAGUCAGAACAGGACACAAAGCCUCAGGAGAGUCUGGGGGCGUCCACGCCGGUGUGGCACUCACAGUGGAGAUCACUUACACACAGAAGUCAGCACCUAAUUAAAUGUUCUACAUGUUAUAAAUAUAGUAGGAGCCAGUUUUCUCACUGAGAAUAGAGUUGCAAAUAUGGAAAUGGAAA
Messenger RNA from Chinchilla lanigera (long-tailed chinchilla), 5342 nucleotides. It is a transcript of the gene Pla2g4a, whose product is annotated as phospholipase A2, group IVA (cytosolic, calcium-dependent). The transcript has 19 exons. Lineage: Eukaryota; Metazoa; Chordata; Mammalia; Rodentia; Chinchillidae. The record is from RefSeq and is a predicted model, not a curated record. Gene Ontology annotation, biological process: glycerophospholipid catabolic process. Gene Ontology annotation, molecular function: calcium-dependent phospholipid binding; calcium ion binding. Bases 171 to 2519 code for a protein of 782 amino acids. Gene Ontology annotation, cellular component: nucleus; Golgi apparatus; endoplasmic reticulum.